AUGUUUCCUGUAUUUAUUCUGGUUUCCAUGACUGUUUUGGCCAUCAGCACUGUGAUGACAGUGUUCACAAACUCAUUCAUCAUUGCUGUAAACCUCAUAGACAAAUGUAAGGGUAAGAACCUCAGCCCAUCCGACUUCAUUGUUGUGACUCUAUGUUUAUCCAACAUUUUAUUUCAGUUAAUUAUGUUGUUUAAUGAUUAUAUGAGUUUCCUGGAUGGCGAUAUCUACUUCACUGAUGAAGUCUACAUUAUAUCCACUGUUAUGCUCAUUCUUCCAAUCUACUCCAGCUUCUGGUUCACAGUUUGUCUCUCCAUUAAUUAUUACUUGCAGAUUGUCAUAGCAACACAGCCAUUGUUAAUUAAAUUGAAACUUGCAUCUGCCCAGGUGAUCCCGCAUCUUAUACUGGCUUCCCUUUUUAUAUCAUUAGCUACUGGUCUUCCUGCAGCCUGGAAUUUCAGCCAUGAUCCCCAAAAUGUCAGCGUGUCGAGUAAUCAGAGUGUGGAAAUCUCUGUUCCAAGCCUAAAUGUUGUAUAUCUACUACCAAGUACCCUCAUCAGUUGUUCCAUUCCAUUAAUUUUGGUAGGAAUUGCCAAUGGACUCAUUAUCAAGACACUUGUGAUCCACACUCACAAGUCAGACAGAAACUCAAAGGGAGAUCUCAGCGCUCGGGCAGAAGGUCGGAUACGUGCAGCAAGGACUAUAAGUUGCCUUCUCUUCCUAUACAUAUCCUUUUAUAUAUCAGAGAUUCUCGUCUUCAUAGAGAUCUUCCCCCAAAGUAGCCCAGGAUUCUGUACCUGCCUAAUGGUGAUGUAUAGUUAUUCCCCAGCACAGUCAAUUGUCCUAAUUUUUGGGAGCCCCAAACUAAAACAAGUGUUACUUAAGGUAAUCCAUUUUAUAGGUGGUCUCAAGAAACAAAACCGUAGUGCACCGACAGUCUUGUUUAUCAAUCUCAGAACAAAGGAAACAGCUAUCUUACCAGACGAGUGAACAAUGGACAAUUAUAGUGCAACACAGAGCCGGCCAUAGGCAUAGGCAAACUAGGCAAUUGCCUAGGGCAUUUGAUAUGCCUAGGGGCAUCAGCUGCUUCUGCUGAUUAAAAUGAUAUGCGGCAUGCCUAUAUUCUGUGUGUAGCAUUUCAUAUGCAGAUACAGCCACAGUCUCACACAGUAUAUAGGUAUGCUGCAUAUAAUUUUAAUCAGCAGAAGCUGCUUGUGCA
This is a messenger RNA of Pseudophryne corroboree (corroboree frog), 1216 nucleotides long. Its product is annotated as taste receptor type 2 member 9-like. The coding region runs from base 1 to 987 and encodes 328 amino acids. Gene Ontology annotation, cellular component: membrane. The transcript has a single exon. The record is from RefSeq and is a predicted model, not a curated record. Gene Ontology annotation, biological process: G protein-coupled receptor signaling pathway; sensory perception of taste. Lineage: Eukaryota; Metazoa; Chordata; Amphibia; Anura; Myobatrachidae. Gene Ontology annotation, molecular function: G protein-coupled receptor activity; bitter taste receptor activity.